Pleurotus ostreatus (oyster mushroom) is the source of this 2355-nucleotide messenger RNA. RefSeq lists its product as uncharacterized. The transcript is spliced from 24 exons. Lineage: Eukaryota; Fungi; Basidiomycota; Agaricomycetes; Agaricales; Pleurotaceae. The record is from RefSeq and is a predicted model, not a curated record. The coding region runs from base 1 to 2355 and encodes 784 amino acids.
AUGAAUUCAAGUUUAUCGGAAUCCCAGAGCGAGCUCAGGCCUUUGCUUUCACCAGAGGAAGUAGAGGCCACCGAGGUGUACCCGUUAAUCCACAUGAUUAGAGCGUUGUCCCCAAAGCACUUCAUCGACACACCUUUGACAUACGAAGCUCUUACAGCACCUGAUCUCACAUAUACACUCAUCCGGCCACUCGUCGACAAGUAUGUCGCGAUACAACAGGACGGAAACUUCUCAGUCGUCUUCUGUUUUCUGCUCAACCGUGUGCAUUUUGUCCGAGAUCGCAAUCUCGCUACUGCCACACUUUCGAAGUCUAGAGCAACACUUUGCGAGAUUCUCGCCAUCCGAAUCAUGCGUGAAAAUGCCAAUGACAUGCUGAGACUUACUAUGACUGCAACAACUAGCUGGUCUGUUUAUUCCGGUGCUGAGCCCGACUUGAUAGAACGUGCGAAGGCUGAACGCAGCGACGACUUGGAGGAAAGGGUCGGAAAUGCCAUUGAGAUGGCCAUCAUUAGCAAGGCCAAGCGAUUCAUCAAGAGUUCUUCUUGCCAGAAGGUCAUCGACGGGAUCUGGUCGGGCAAAUGUGUCUACCAAGCACAGAGUAGCCACUCAAUCCUCUCUGAUACUUACAAACGAACUCCCAUCCACUUCUACGACCCUCACAAAGCACCGCUGCUCGACCACUAUCGAUUGAAAGUACCAGCAAUCCGCUCGGUGCUCGAGUACAUGAAUUUCCUUGGAUUGUUCAUCCUAUUCGUGAUAGCCAUAGAGUUCAACGAACGGGAUACGAUCAAUGUGUCGGAAUUUGUAUUCAUGAUUUACGCCCUGGGAUUCACUCUGGAGAAAGUGGCUGCCAUGCAAGAGCACGGCAUCAAAGUGUACUUUAAGGGCACUUGGAAUGGCUUCGACCUUGCAUUUGUAACAACGUUCUGGAUUUAUGGCUUCCUGCGUCUUUACGGAAUGUACCACGAUGUGCUGUGGGCUCGUACCCUGGGGAUUGAUUGCCUUGCCAUUAUCGCUUGUUUGAUGUUCCCUCGGCUGGCUUUCGUAACACUCCGCGACAAUCUCAUGGUUCUCUCCCUUCGUGCUAUGAUGGUGCAAUUCGUGGUACUUAUGUGUAUCGCUGCGUUCUGCUUUUGUGGCUUCUUGUAUGCCCUGUGGACGCAUAUAGCUUGGUGGAUGCUUGAUUUAUUUUUUGGGCUGGAUGCGACCGGAUUCGACAGAGCAACGACAUUCCACCCGAUCUUCGGCCCAGUCCUUAUGGUAACCUAUGCUUGCCUGAGCAAUACAUUACUUCUCACUGUCCUUGUAUCCAUCUUAUCUCACACAUUUUCAACCAUCAACGAGGAUGCGGCAGCUGAGGCCAUGUUCCGCAAAGCCGUAUCUACUAUCGAAGGCGUCAAAGCAGACUCCCUCUUCUCGUAUCAACCACCCAUAAACCUGUUCGCCCUCUUCGUAAUGUUGCCUAUGAGCUAUAUUUUGAGUCCACGGUGGUUCCACAAAGUCAACGUCUUUAUGAUUAGGUUGACGAGUUUCCCUAUACUACUUGGUAUUGCGGUAUAUGAACGGCAGGCCAAGAAGAACCAUACGAUUGGGUUUUAUAGCACAUUCUCUGCAAUUGCUGAGAAAGCUAUCGAUACACUUCCACGCCAGUUCAAGCGUCUGACCUUCUUCGAUGGUCUGGCUGGUGCUGAUGCAGAUAUUGACGCUAUCUUCGAAAUUGAGGAAGAAGCGUCAGAAAGUGCACUUGAUACCAGCGACUACCCCAUGUCUCCCGUUGAGGGUCCUCGAGACAGACGUCUGUCACCGACUAAGCGGGGGACCAAGCUCCCCAGUCCGCCGUCUGCCAACCGGCAACACACUGGUCCUGCCCGGGAUGCACCCAGAACCCGCGUAGCAUCCUUGCUCAGCGAUGCAGCGCACAACGCUGCACACGCUGUUAGCCCGCUGGCGCAGCUAUUCCAGCCAUUGAUAGUGGAUGACAGCAUUCCAGAAGAAUCAGAGACAUGCACAGAAGACGGACAAGCACACCAGCCGCACGUAGUUCUUCCUAUACCCCAGAUCAGCUAUGGCCCAGCCAGUCGCCGGAGGUUGUCGUCCAUUGCGCGCAUGCGGAAGUUCCCUGGUACAAGUGGGAGUGCCAGUACGGACCAUGAACACCCUAUGUCGGAGAGUCCCAGCCAACUGGAAGAGACAGCUUCUCAAAUGAAGAAGGAUGAGGGUGAUGAUAUGGGGAACACGUCGUCGCAAGUGUUUUCGAGAUUGGAGAAGAUUGAGGAGAGGCAGCAGCGGAUAGAAAGGCUUUUGGAGCAAGUCGUGGCUGGCAUGAGCCAGCAGCGUACACUGAGCAAAGAGUAG